ACGCAUCUGCGACCUCAUAAAUUAAUAUAUGAACAUACAUACAAAUGAAUAUAUGUCUAUGCAUCUAAACACGCACACACACACACACAUAUGCACAUGUAUGUCAUACUGGUAUACUGCCACAUCUAAGUGUAAUAAGUAUGUUUCUAAUUUGGCAUAACGUGCAGUCAGAUACAGAACGAUCACAAUUUGUACCUGUCACCACAAUAUCGGACUCGCAAGCUAUUCGUUGUGUAGAUUUUCAUCCCAAUGGAAGGCUUUAUGCAGUGGGCUCAAACUCCAAAACAUUUAGAAUUUGCCAAUAUCCACAGCUUUCCAAAUUAAGACCUGGACAACUUAACUGUCCUCCUUCCGUACUAUGCAAACGGACAAAGCAUCACAGAGGUUCAAUAUAUUGCACGUGUUGGUCUUCAGAUGGCGAGCUGAUAGCAACAGGGUCUAACGAUAAGACUAUUAAAUAUAUGAGAUUCAACAAUGAUACCAACCAAAUGGUCGGCCACGAAGUCGAGCUUAAUAUGCAUGAUGGAACAGUCAGAGAUAUGUGCUUCCUUGACAACCAAUCUACUAAAUCAAGACUUUUGGUUAGCGGUGGCGCUGGCGACUGCAAGAUCUAUGUAACAGACUGUGUCACAGGAAUGCCGUUUCAGAUGUUUAGCGGCCACACCGGACACAUAUCGUCACUAUAUAGUUGGAACCAUUCAAUGUUUGUAUCUGGAUCGCAGGAUCAAACAAUUCGUUUUUGGGACAUUCGAGUUAAUGUGGCAGUCAACUCUUUUGAUCAAGAAUUUAAAGGCGGGGCUCUCCAAAACUCUCCUGUAACUGCAGUUUCUGUGGAUCCUACUGGUCGCCUUCUCGUAUCUGGUCACUCUGACAGCGCUUGCGUGCUUUUCGACAUCCGAGGCAAUAGACUUAUUCAACGAUUUUACCCACACAAUGCCGAAAUAAGAUGUGUGCGUUUCUCUCCUUCUGCUUACUACAUGCUGACAUGUAGUUACGAUAACACAAUAAAACUGACCGAUUUGCAGGGUGAUCUAGCCAAUGAGCUCUCAUCUGUACUUGUAGCUAAGCAUAAGGAUAAGGCUAUUACUAUAAGAUGGCAUCCGACUGAGUUUUCAUUUAUUUCUACAUCGGCGGAUAAAACAGCUACCUUAUGGGCAUUACCUCCGCCUUAAACUACAUACAUAUGUAUAUUAAUUCUAAUUUUGCAUGUGUAAUACGGACGAUGGCUUAUUUAAAAAUGUAUAUCACCUUAGCUUAUAAUACAAAAAACUGACAGUUAUUAAUAUUUAUUCUAAUUUUUAAUUUGGUGUUGGAAAAACGGCAUACAAUCAUAACUUGUAAAAACCAUAUUUAUUGUAUUAUGGAUUUCUACCAAAUACUUUAGACUCAUAAAAUUUCAUA
This is a messenger RNA of Drosophila busckii, 1401 nucleotides long. Its product is annotated as WD repeat-containing protein 47. Bases 141 to 1172 code for a protein of 343 amino acids. NCBI's taxonomy places the organism in Eukaryota, Metazoa, Arthropoda, Insecta, Diptera, Drosophilidae. The transcript has 5 exons. The record is from RefSeq and is a predicted model, not a curated record. Gene Ontology annotation, molecular function: protein binding.